This is a messenger RNA of Cryptococcus amylolentus CBS 6039, 974 nucleotides long. RefSeq lists its product as hypothetical. The record is from RefSeq and is a predicted model, not a curated record. The transcript has 3 exons. Lineage: Eukaryota; Fungi; Basidiomycota; Tremellomycetes; Tremellales; Cryptococcaceae. The coding region runs from base 325 to 813 and encodes 162 amino acids.
CGAAUGUGUCUGUCAAGCCUGGACUGUGUCGGGCUCUAGCAGCACUUCGAACUCUCAAGUUUUGUCCAAAGCCGGCUCUUCCGGCAUCGGGACCAUAUCUGCCCCUUCGUCUUUCCUUGAGAGCACUGGCUAGUUUUCGGCUGUAUUCUCGAGUGUCAAACAUGUGCACAUAUUAUCUUCCCUCGCUGGUAGGUUGUCUCAGAGCGAUGAAGCAGUAGCAGAGGGAUCCCAUACGUACGAGUACUCGUACUGUACUCGAGUACAUCAUUGAUCUCCUGCUCGUCACUACUCGACUGCACGCCUUCUAUAUCAUACACUGCCGCCAUGCUGGAGCUUCUCUUGGACAAGACCGACCAAGAGACCUCUUUCCUUUUACCAAGGUGGUAUUUUGAAAGCCGCAUAUGUCAAGGUCGGAGUGGGUUGGAGGAUGAAUGGCAGAGCGUGAGUUCCAAGUCCUGUCGAGAGUCUGCGUAUGGCUGGACAUUUCGAGUAUAUGGAAUGCACUACACUGCAAAGACCCGUAUGUACUCGUACAAUCAAUAUUUCGACUUCCAAGCAUGCAACAUUCGGGCCGAGUCCGACUUCCGAGUCAUUCUAAGGGUUCGUCGUUCAAAACAAGCCGAGCCCCUGCUUCCUGAUUGCCCCUGUCCACUCGAUCGUGUGAAGCACAGUGAACAAUACAUGGAGGGGAACAGUCCAACCUCGAUGCACUCGAUGAUACGUCUCAGGGAGAAAAGUGAUCGCAGUUGCAGGUCGCUCGUCAUGAUCGUGCUGCCGGUGACGCGAGAGUGGGAUCAAAAUGCACUGGAAUGAUCAGUCUGUGGAUUGUAAAUCAGCGGAUAAAGUCGUUCGGAGACAAGCAAAAGGCCAGGGAGUACAUUAUACCUGACCUGAUACCUGAUGACAGCCUGGGAAGGGAUACAGGGGGCGGAUCGCGAGGCAGAAGAUGCGAGAUGGAAUAUGUAGAUGGCAGC